CCUCGUUUCAAAGAAGUUAGUUGAUCCGCAAGACCUCCGCUGGCAAAUGUCAACGCCGAGUUUUCAUCUCAGAGGGAAUCUUCUUUAGAACGCUUGAAAUUGCCUUUAUAAGUUGCCAUUCAUUUCAUUAUGAAACAUGCUCAAGCGAUUCUUUUUUAACAAGUGGAAUAGUACAUCAAAACUUGCCAAAGAGACAGAUGCUCCUUUGAUCGCCGAUGAUCAAUCAUUGAAUCCUUUCAACGAGAUUUGUAUUCUUACUGGACAUGAAGAUAUCAUUAACAUAAUUAAAGUUAUUGACGAGACCAGAUUGGCAUCAUCUGCUGAUGACAACUUGGUCAUCAUAUGGGAUUUUGAGAAUGGAGAUCUUCUACAUAGACUUCAUGGUCACACUAGACCUGUGACAUCAAUGUUGGUCCACCAGAGGAAAGAGUUGAAUUCUCUAGAAUCAUCUUCGGUUUUGUAUACGGCAUCAUCGGAUAAAUCAAUUAGAAUCUGGGAUUCUAAUGAUGGGAUAUGUAUGAAUGUCAUUGAUGGGCUUUCUAGUGCAGUAAAGUGCUUGGUGAGUUUAAAUCGUGAGGAGUUUACGUUUUCUCUGGCGGAAGAGAUUUGUGCCUGGAAUAUUAAAGGCAAACUCUUAUGCGAGGAAAAAUUGCUUCAAUAUGAUUCCGACAUUCACGGCAUUCUGCCUAUAAAGAACAAUAAACUUGUGCUGGCGUUCAAUCAUCCAUCACUUGUCGUGUACACUUUAACAGAGGUUUUGCGAACGAAAUCUUUAAAGUUUCAUUCGUUACUUCGACCUCAUGAAAAUGAUGUAAGAUGCCUUCGUGGUAUUUCAGACGACAGUUUUGUCUCUGGGUCGUUGGAUGGAGAAAUCAUCGUAUGGUCUAGUCUAUCUCUGCAACCAAUGAAGCGUGUCAAUAACCAACGCGAGUUUAAUUAUUUGCAAAAUUACGACAUGGUGCAGCAUUUGUUUGUUCUUGACUUGCGAUUUGUCUUUGCUGCUAUCGGAUCGGGCUUUUUCGUAUACGACGCCUUGUCAGGGAAAUGUGUGGCUCAAAGACUAAUGUGUCAUCACUCUAAAAUAUCAUAUAUUGAACUAUUGAAGCCCAGACACAUGUUGGUCACGUGUUCUGAAGAUGGUACCGUACGAUUGUGGGGAUCACAAGAAAAACGAUUUCCUUCAGACGAGUUUUCCUCCAUUGAACAUUUCCUCGGCAAAAGUUUGAGCGAGAUCACAAGCGUCAUUACCGAACCUCAACUGUUGGGCGAGUGUCUUGGCCAUUCUGGUGCCGUGAGGAUGUUGGCAGAUUUUGGAGUAGACGGUUUUGCGUCUUGUGCUAGUGAUGGCAAUAUAAUAUUGUGGAAGGAUGGAUGGCGUGAGCGUGAGAGAAGAUUUGAGCUGGCUACCAGUCUCUUGUUUUCUUGAAGGAACACGGUACGCCAUGAUUAAGGUAGCACACAUUCUUUUUUAUUUUCAGAAUGUAAAUGGUUGUUUUGCACUAGGAAACGUUAAAUUCCGAUAAGGUCACGAUUAAAAUGUUUGAAACAUUUUCAAGAUUUUAUUGAUUAGUGGGAGAAACAAUUUCGCACAAUUUCCGCCGAUUUUUAAAUAGAAAAGUAAUCAUUACAGAUAAAUCAUGAUUGAUGGUCAAAAUUGACAUAUGAAUGAACAAGUACUUUUCGGUAAACAAACAUUGUAAUGUUGAAUUUGUAUAUAUUUUUUGUUCAAAUAGAGCAAAAUUGAAUUUACUUUAACACAUAAA
Xenia sp. Carnegie-2017 is the source of this 1763-nucleotide messenger RNA. RefSeq names its product WD repeat-containing protein 41-like. Lineage: Eukaryota; Metazoa; Cnidaria; Anthozoa; Malacalcyonacea; Xeniidae. Gene Ontology annotation, biological process: regulation of autophagy. The record is from RefSeq and is a predicted model, not a curated record. Gene Ontology annotation, molecular function: protein binding. Gene Ontology annotation, cellular component: lysosomal membrane.